CCCCCCCCCUUCUGGCGCGAAUGGCCCGGCCGCCCCGCGGCGCGGCAACCGCGAGGAUACGAGGCGUCGCUGUCGCCGGCCCAGGCGUCCUGGUGCUCGGGCGAUGGCCGCUCGAAGCGCAGCGAGAGGCUCAUGCGGACGCUGUCCACCGCGACCCUCUCGGAGAGCAUGGAGUCGUGGAAAUUGCAAGUGCAGAGCCAGCUGCGCGCGGAGCGGGAAGUCACCGACAUGCAGCUGGACGCCCUCCGCCAGGACGUCGCCGCCCGGGCCCUGGCGGAGGACGUGCUCCUGGGCGUCGAGCGCAGCAGGGACGACAUCCUGGCCCAGCUGAGGCAGACGUUUGCCGCCGACUCGGACAAGCUUGGCAAGCAGCUCGAGCGAGUGACGGCUUCGCUCUCAGAGAGGAUCGAUGAGCUCAACCAGCGCAUCGACGGGCUGAUCGACUUCCGCUUGGGCAGCCUGCUGGAGGCCUCGGGCGGGGGGCUCGCGCCCGUCGCCUUCGACACCAGCCAGAGUCAGGACCAGUACAGUCGGGC
Messenger RNA from Prorocentrum cordatum, 536 nucleotides. Lineage: Eukaryota; Dinophyceae; Prorocentrales; Prorocentraceae. The record is from the annotation of a GenBank genome assembly.